AUGGUUUCGCACAGCUUCAUGGUGACAAACAGUCGCAGACGGGUUCAAGCCCAACCCCCUCGCCGUCCAAAGGUGACCCUCAGCAAGGAGGCUCGUGCAGCCAUAACUGCCCAACGUUGCAAUAAAUCCCAUCAGUUUAGGGUAGCUCUUCACAAUGCUUGGGAUGAGCUCGACGAGACUAUGAAGACCAUUGCGUCCUCGCACCAUAAGAGUUUCUGUCGUGUCCAGAACGACUUAUGCAUGGGCCGUGGGAUGUUACACUACCAACGCUCUAAGUUGAGCGCAUGGAACGUGUUCUGCUGGAAGAAGCGCCAUGAAGACAAGGGAAAUGGGACCGCAGGCAAGGCUGUAUUGCAAGAUCUCGUUGGGGAUGAGAACCGUGCUGAAUAUCGCAACCUCACAGACGACAAGAAGGCACAGCUUUUGCAGGAGUACCAUGAACACAAGGAGACGAAGACUACCGGCAUCCGUAUCUCGACAAAAUCAAAAGUCAACGAUGUAACGCAGACACUCAAGGCUGUCGAGAACGAGCUCAAGAACUUACGGACGCGUACAGGCGCCAAGAGUAUCCUCUACACCACGCGUGGCUCUACGGAUCUCCCCCUCCGUGGUAUUGCUUUUGCAACUGAAGGCGUCAAUGAGUUCAUGGGCUCUGUGAUGAAUAUCGAUGACCAGGACCUUGUGAGUAAAAUGGAGAGGUUUGCUGUCCAGGGGAUGAAAGGCGCUGCGAGGAACCACCAAAAACGCACGUCGGAUAUUCGGAGCGCAAUCCGCCAGGAAAUCAAUAAGACACUUUCACGGAUGCACUGGGCACACUACUGGUGGAAUAUUGUCCAGCACUACCUUGUUGUCAUCGAAGGUUGGCCCCAAAAUGUUCCUUUUGUCAACCUUAGCACGGUAUCCAGUGCCCUACCUGAUUUGGAGAUGCUUUUGGACAAAUGGGAGACUGGAGAAAUCCAUUGGAAGCAUCUGGACGAAGAUGAGUAUGAGAAACUUUGUCAAGAAUGUCGUGAGAAGGUCAGCAGCGGCGAGGUCAUCGAAAAACGCCGCCAGACUUGCUCUGAUAAAGGAAAGAAGCGCGAGCAGCCUUCAGACCAUUCCAGUCACCACAGGAAGACAUAUAAGAGUGCUCAAACUGUCAUAAGUGAUGACAAGUCAGACAUCCCUGGCAAUACAGCCUUCCGCGAGCAUACACCUGCUGGCUGUCAUAUCCCGUAUUCCGGACCUACAUCCGACAAUAUUCCCACGCCUCAUCCGGACCUUCGGACACCCUAUUCAUGUCUCCAGUCCUCUAUCCAUCCGGAUCCCUGCACCCCUGCACAUCCACAUCCACAUCCACAUACAUUUACCUCCAUACCUCAAUCCACGCGUCUCAUCCGGAUGUCCGGUCCGGUCCGGUCCGAUCCGAUCCGAUAUACGAUAAGCUUCCUAAUUCAAUUCCUGUGCAUAUAACGUUAACACAGCCUAUUCCUCUAUUCGGCAUUCCUUGUCCUCGGUAUCUCGGUUAUACUUACUACCGGUAUGCUUACUGAUCCGUUAACCUAUGCUUCAUUUCCGAC
Messenger RNA from Suillus plorans, 1559 nucleotides. RefSeq lists its product as uncharacterized. The record is from RefSeq and is a predicted model, not a curated record. The transcript is spliced from 5 exons. Bases 1 to 1452 code for a protein of 483 amino acids. Lineage: Eukaryota; Fungi; Basidiomycota; Agaricomycetes; Boletales; Suillaceae.